Molecule: messenger RNA, 2571 nt
Organism: Biomphalaria glabrata
Lineage: Eukaryota; Metazoa; Mollusca; Gastropoda; Planorbidae
Product: zinc finger protein OZF-like
Exons: 4
Coding region: 450-2360 (636 amino acids)
Biological process (GO): regulation of transcription by RNA polymerase II
Cellular component (GO): nucleus
Molecular function (GO): DNA-binding transcription factor activity, RNA polymerase II-specific; RNA polymerase II transcription regulatory region sequence-specific DNA binding
Source: RefSeq, a predicted model, not a curated record
UUUCAUAAAACUAUUAAAACUCUUUAAUCGGCCGGUCUAUAUUUAUUUAUGUCUAUGAUUCUGUCUUAGAAAUAUAGAUCUAGAUUCUAGAUUUAGAUUUAAAUAUUUUAAAUAUAAUUAAGUCACAUUAAAUUUAAAUGAUUAAGUGUAUCUAGUCUAGAUCUAGAUUAGUAAUGGUAUCAACUUUGUCACUGCCCGCCUGAGUCACUGUGACUGUGUGGUGAAAUUGGUCAGUUUGGAUCAGGAUCAUCAGUCAGUCAUCAUCAGUUUAGUUGUGACUAGUGACACUACUCUACUGUCACUAGUGUUAGUUAGGAAUAGCCAUUGUUGUAAUUGUAUAGCCACACAUUUAUAAUGAUGCUAUGACAAAAUUGGAUUUAUAAACUGACAAAUGUCAUUCAAAAAUUGUUUAAAAGUUUAAGCAUUUAUUGCUUUUAGAAACUCUUAUCAUGGAUGACAUGAAGCAUGACUUUACUAAUGAACUUAAAACUAUCCUAAAAAGUGAGAAGAUAGAUUGGUCGUUAGAAUCAGAAAUGACUGACGAUACUUCUAUGUAUGAAACUUCUAAAUUAAGUUUAGAAGAACAGACACAGAAAUCUGAUGAACAAAUUCAUUCAAUGCCAAUGAUAGAUGAGUUGAAACAAGACUUUACCAAUGAUCUAUGCAAUGUUAUGAAAAAUGAGAAGACAGAAUUGUCUUUACUUCCAGAGACAUCUGGAUGCAGCUUCAUUGGUCAAACCUGGGAAUCAAUUUUAUCAGAGCAAAAAAUAUAUCCAAAUCAAGAGAUGGCUUCAAACCAAGAUAAACCUAGAAACUCUCCUAACAAAGAUGUUGUGCAUGCUGGAAACUUUAAAGAUGAAGAACAAUAUAGUUCAAAUGAAAAUAGAACUCUCCAGCUGGUUUCUGCUGAAAAACAAUGCUCUACUUCAUCAAUCUCUAAGAACCAUAAAUUAAUGCAUUGCUUUAGAAAAACAUUUAAGUGUGACUUAUGUCAAAAACAAAUGUUUUAUAAAUCUAGUUUAAAAGUUCACCUGGAAUUUCAUUGUGGAAUCAAAAAAUUCAAAUGUCAAAUUUGUCAAAAAGAAUACAUUUGCUCCUCAAAUUUAAAACUGCACGAGAUGAUUCAUUCUGGUAAAAAGCCAUUUAAAUGUCAAAUUUGUCUAAAACAAUUCUCUGCCUCCUCAAGUUUAAGAAUGCAUGAGAUGAUUCAUUCUGGUAAAAAGCCAUUUAAAUGUCAAAUUUGUAAAAAAGAAUUUACCAGAUCCUCAAAUUUAAAGGAGCAUGAAAAUAUUCAUUCUGGUAAAAAGCCAUUUAAAUGUCAAAUUUGUAAAAAAGAAUUCUCUGCCUCCUCAAGUUUAAGAAUGCAUGAGAUGACCCAUAGUGGUAAAAAGCCAUUUAAAUGUCAAAUUUGUCUAAAACAAUUCUCUGCCUCCUGGACUUUAAGAACGCAUGAGAUGAUUCAUACUGGUAAAAAGCCAUUUAAAUGUCAAAUUUGUAAAAAAGAAUUUACCAGAUCCUGUAAAUUAAAGGAGCAUGAAAAUAUUCAUUCUGGUAAAAAGCCAUUUAAAUGUCAAAUUUGUAAAAAAGAAUUCUCUGCCUCCUCAAGUUUAAGAAUGCAUGAGAGGAUUCAUUCUGGUAAAAAGCCAUUUAAAUGUCAAAUUUGUAAAAAAGAAUUUACCAGAUCCUCUUGUUUAAAGCAGCAUGAAAAUAUUCAUUCUGGCAAAAAGCCAUUUAAAUGUCAAAUUUGUAAAAAAGAAUUUCAGCGACCCUCUCUUUUAAAGCAGCAUGAAAAUAUUCAUUCUGGCAAAAUGCCAUUUAAAUGUCAAAUAUGUCUAACAGAAUUCUCUGCCUCCUCAAGUUUAAGAACGCAUGAGAUGAUUCACUCUGGUAAAAAGCCAUUUAAAUGUCAAAUUUGUAAAAAAGAAUUUACCCAAGCAAAUAGUUUAAAGCAGCAUGAAAAUAUUCAUUCUGGUAAAAAGCCAUUUAAAUGUCGAAUUUGUCUAAAAGAAUUUAAUGUAUCCUCUAAUUUAAAGCGGCAUGAAAAUAUUCAUUCUGGUAAAAAGCCAUUUAAAUGUCAAAUUUGUCUAAAAGAAUUUACCCAUUCCAUUAGUUUAAAGCAGCAUGAAAAUAUUCAUUCUGGCAAAAUGCCAUUUAAAUGUCAAAUUUGUCUAAAAGAAUUUACUGUAUCCUCUAAUUUAAAGUGGCAUGAAAAUAUUCAUUCUGGUAAAAAGCCAUUUAAUUGUCAAAUUUGUAAAAAAGAAUUUACCCAUUCCAUUAGUUUAAAGCAGCAUGAAAAUAUUCAUUCUGGUAAAAGCCAUUUAAAUGUCAAAUUUGUAAAAAAGUUUUACCCAAUCCUCUAAUUUAAAAAGACAUGAGAUAAUUCAUUCAGGUAAAAAGCCAUUUAAAUGUCAAAUUUGUCUAAAAGAAUUCUCUGCCUCCUCUACUUUAAAAAGUCAUGAGAUGAUUCAUGGUGCUGAAAAGCCAUUUAAAUUUUAAAGUUGUAAAAAAGAAUUUACCCAUUCCUCAUAUUUAAAGCAGCAUUAAAAUAGUCAUUCUGGUAAAAAGCAAUUU